Zingiber officinale is the source of this 683-nucleotide messenger RNA. RefSeq lists its product as uncharacterized. The transcript has 2 exons. The coding region runs from base 148 to 519 and encodes 123 amino acids. NCBI's taxonomy places the organism in Eukaryota, Viridiplantae, Streptophyta, Magnoliopsida, Zingiberales, Zingiberaceae. The record is from RefSeq and is a predicted model, not a curated record. Gene Ontology annotation, cellular component: cytochrome b6f complex.
GACCUCAAUUGAAGGGAUAAAGUUCUCACCAGCAGCCACUAAUCUGCUUCCUCAUCUUAUCUUCCCGUUCUCAAUACAAAGCACUUUCCCUUUCCUCACUUCAGCCACAGAUCACAGAUUGCGGAUUCCUAGAUCCACAUCCCACCAAUGGCCGCCGUGUCGUGUUCCGCAGCAACGCUCUCCGCGUGCGCCGCCGCCGUUUCGUGCUCCGGCGCGAGGAGGCAGCCCCGAGUGCGGUUCCUGGAAGGCCUGAACUCGUUCUCGGGGCUCAAGGCCGACAACGAGGUGUCGUCGCUUGGCCGGCCGGCGUGCGCCGCCCGAUGCUUCGCGGAGCUCGCGACCGCUCUGCAGGCGCCGUCCAGGGGCGGGCGGAGCGGCGGCGGGGCGCUAUCGGCGACCUGCAACGCCGCGGGGGAGAUUUUCCAGAUCGCGGUGAUCAUGAACGGGCUGGUGCUGGUCGGGGUCGCGGUCGGGUUCUUGCUUCUGCGGGUGGAGGCAUGGGUGGAGGAACAAGAGUAGAGAGUACGGACGUGCUGCAGCUUUUCUUCCCCGUAUGUUAAAAUGGUGGAAAGUGUUAACCAUGUAAUCUGUUGAAUAACUAAAAAUCGAUUUUUAAUGAAUGUAAGAAAUUUCUUGAACCGGAGCAUUAAAAGGAUGGGAUAUUCAAGGUAGGUUCUUCCAAA